CUUUUGAUUGAUUCGCUUUGGAUUUUGCUAAAGGAUAACGUGGUAGAAUGGAGAAAGCAGUCGCUAAUAAGCGUUUCAAGGACCGAGUUAUUAUCAUCACUGGUGCAGCGGGUAGCUUUGGAAGUAACUGUGCCAAUCGAUUUGCGUCAGAGGGUGCCAAGGUAGUGAUCACUGAUGUUGUAGAAGAAACAAAGCUUCGGGAACAAGCAACAACCAUUGAAAAGGAGUUCAACACAAAGGCAGUUGCGAUACGUUGUGACGUUACUAAUUAUUCUCAUGUAGAGCACGUAGUCAAAGCAGCACACGACGCUUUUGGUAGAAUAGAUUAUUUGUUCAACAACGCAGGUUAUCAAGGUCUUUUUGUCAAGGCCUUUGAUUAUCCAGUCGAUGACUUUGAAAAAGUGCUUAAAAUCAAUACACAAGGAAUAUUCCACUUUUUGAAGGCAGUCUCCACAUAUAUGGUGAAGCAAGGCCACGGGGCAAUCGUGAACACUGCUAGUCAGGCUGGAGUAGAUGGUGCUCCCAAUAUGGUGGCUUAUGCUACUUCCAAAGCUGCCGUAAUUGGGAUGACUAAGACAUCUUCAAGAGAUCUAGCUCCUUACAAUAUUAGAGUGAAUGCGAUAUCACCAGCAUUUAUCGACUCUGGGUUUAUGUGGUUUAGACAGUGUGAAUUGCAAGCUCAGACGAAUAGUAUAUACUAUGACAAAGAUCCCAAAGUUGUUUCUCAGCAAAUGCUGAAUAGUGUUCCUAUGCGUCGUGCUGGAACAGUGGAUGAAGUCAUUGGUACUGUAGCCUUUCUAUUAAGCGACGAUGCUGGUUAUAUUACUGGGAUGAAUAUUCAAAUAACCGGAGGUAUUCUUUGAAGGACAAUGACAACACUUUUCUGAGUUUGUUGUGUGGCCAAUAAACAAAGAAUGCAAUGAUCCAGUGAAAUAUA
Galdieria sulphuraria is the source of this 937-nucleotide messenger RNA. Its product is annotated as Xylitol dehydrogenase. NCBI's taxonomy places the organism in Eukaryota, Rhodophyta, Bangiophyceae, Galdieriales, Galdieriaceae. The coding region runs from base 48 to 863 and encodes 271 amino acids. The transcript is spliced from 2 exons. The record is from RefSeq and is a predicted model, not a curated record. Gene Ontology annotation, molecular function: oxidoreductase activity, acting on the CH-OH group of donors, NAD or NADP as acceptor.